Molecule: messenger RNA, 2889 nt
Organism: Mixia osmundae IAM 14324
Lineage: Eukaryota; Fungi; Basidiomycota; Mixiomycetes; Mixiales; Mixiaceae
Exons: 3
Coding region: 1-2889 (962 amino acids)
Cellular component (GO): membrane
Molecular function (GO): ABC-type transporter activity; ATP binding; ATP hydrolysis activity
Source: RefSeq, a predicted model, not a curated record
AUGAGAGCAUGGCUCAUAGGCCUAGCUGUCCUCAGAGCUGUGGCCGCACAGACUUGCACGAAUGGCGGCUACGCUCAAGCAGGAGCUUGUGUCUGCCCGCCCGGUCUGACAGGCCCGACUUGCGCUACGUUGGCAUGCGGCAAUCCUGUCCAAGCAUCGGCGAGUAGACCAGCCAUCGCCGCCAAUGCAGGUGGCAGGGGAUGUGCAGGUACUGGCGCAUGCUCGAGCGGGUUUACAGGUCUCGAUUGCAAUCUCUGCACGAGUGCGCAAGCCUGCUCAGCUGCUCUUGGCACAACGAGUAGCCCACCGGCAAGCUCAGCACUCUCGCCUGUCAACACAACAGUGACCUGUCAUCAAUCGCCGCUCACGUUCACAGAGGGCUUUACAUCAUGCGGGGUAAUCAAUCCUACCUUGCAAGCCGUUUUCCCAGGCUCCUUCACGCUCAACAUCCAGCGCUCUCUCAAUACCAGUCAGAGUCUUUCGAGCGCAUUCGGCAGCCCGGGCACAGCGCUUGCUCAGCUAUGGUUCUCGAAUGGCUCGACGCCCCAGCAACAAUUCUACUGUAGCGCCUCGAGCUGUACGCAGACUGCUCUCGGCCCGGCAGCCAGUCCACACAACGUGACGUACGACUGUGACAAUCUCUCGUGCAACUGUAUACCCGGCAGCAAGCUUUGCGGCGGUGGUGGCCCGCUCGACUUGACCGCCACAAUCAAUGGCCUCAGCGGUCCUCUCGGUGUAGACUGCGACAACACCGGCUCGGGCACAUGCUACUUCAAGCAAGCUGUUCUCCAGUCAUUGUUCGGUCAGAAUGGCCUCGGCCUGUCCAAUUGUCAAUUCGGUGAAUGCGUUCGUCAGAACGUCAUCGAUACCUAUACUGCUUCCAUCGAGCCAACGGACUCUUCGCUCAGCGGCGGGGUCAUUGCCGGCUUAGCAGUGCUCGGCGCAGUGAUUGCGUCUCUGAUGAUCUUAUUGCUCGUCGGUCUACGCAAGCAAGCUAAAGCAAGGCGGAUACCCUACAUCGAUGAACCGACGCGGCCAGUUGGCCUCAGCUGGCAAAAUCUGACUUAUCACAUACGGUCAGGUUCAGCCUUGCAUUCAGCAAAGACGGAAAGAACGGGCGAGCACCUCACACGGUCAGUCUCUGGCUCGUACUUGCCCGUCGUUCGCACACAGAGCUCAGGCAAAGCGAUCCUGUCCGAUGUGUCAGCCACCGUACCAGCGGGUAGCUUGCUGGCUGUCAUGGGCGAAUCAGGCGCUGGCAAGUCGACUUUGCUCGACAUUCUCGCCGGACGGCGCAAAGCAGGCACAGUGCGUGGCAAGGUCGACGUGACCGACACGACUGGCUUGCGCAAUGUCAACAUUGCCUAUGUCGAUCAAGAAGACAUUCUGCCGGCUCAUCUGACAGUACGCGAGGCGCUUCGAUUUGCAGCCACUCUGAAAAUGCCAGAGAAUGCACCGCGAGAGCUCAAAGAGGGCCGUAUUGGGACUGUGAUGGCUCAGCUUGGCUUGACGGCCGUGUCGGAGUCUCGAAUCGGUUCCGGCGAGUCGCGCUCUUUGUCCGGUGGCGAACGUCGUCGCCUGUCUAUUGCACUAGAGCUGAUCGCAAGGCCGAGUAUUCUGAUUUGUGACGAGCCUACGUCAGGCCUAGAUGCAUCCAACGCCACGCGUGUCGUCGAGAUGCUACACAAUCUCUCGCAAGGCGAUGAUCAGGUCGGGCGGACAACGGUCAUCAUCUCAAUACAUCAGCCUUCAUCGCGCAUCUUCCAAUUGUUUGACUAUAUCAGUUUGCUAGCUGUUGGCGGGCGACAGAUCUACUUUGGACCUGCUCAAGCAUCGAUGAAGCAUUUCGCAGACCUCGGCAUGCCUUGUGCCGUCAACUACAACCCUGCCGACCAUCUGCUCGAGAUUGCCUCGGCUGAUGUACAAUCGAGACCUGUCAUCCAACGGGCAAUGAGCCAACAGUCGCAAAAGGAAGAUGAGAAAGUUGCAACAUCCAGCCUGACGUCUCAGAACGAAACGACUUCGACCAUCCGCAAAGCAUACCCUUGCGCGACAUUCCUGACUCAGAUCGAGGCACUGUCCCGGCGCGAGGCAAUCAACUUGCGGCGCGACCUGACGCUGGGCGUCAUGCACAAUCUUGUAGCCAUAUGUGUCGGCCUACUCGUUGGCGGUCUUUUCUACAACGUAGACGAUUCGAUCGCUGGCUUUCAAUCCCGAGUCGGCUCACUCUUCUUCCUCGGCACACUACUGUCCUUCUCUGCGCUGUCAGCACUCUCGACCAGCGCAGACUCUCGCAGGCUAUUUCUUCGAGAGCGUGCCUCGGCGUACUACUCGCCCUUUGCCUGGCUGCUCAGUCGGAUAAUGUUCGACAUGAUACCCCUGCGCCUCGUACCAGCGACAUUGCUGGGUCUGAUCGUCUACUGGAUGGUCGGCUUGUCGCCGCACGCAGCCGAAUUCUUCAAAUUCCUGCUCAUCGUGCUCGAAUUCAGCAUCGCCAUUACGUUGUUCAAUUUCGUGCUUGGUCUGGCAAUACGAGCGACCGGUGUCGCCAUCUUGCUAUCAGCCAUCACGAACCUGUUUCAGAUGGCGCUGGCAGGCUUCUUCAUCAAUCUGCCCAAAGUACCCGGCGUGCUCAGAUGGCUCCAAUGGCUCGAUCCGCUUCGCUAUACGCUCGAAGCAUUGGCAGUCAACGAGGUCACGUCUGGGCUAUCAAUCACAGACGAGAUCAGUGGCGUGCCCAUUUCAGUCUCUGCUACCUUGAUCAUGAAGCUCCUAUUUGGCUUCUCGAGCUCGGCCUAUUACCGUGACGUCCUCGUUAUGUUUGCUUUCAUAGCACUCUUCGGUACCAGCCUACUCGGGCUCGUUUGGCGAUUACACGAGAUCAGAUGA